AUGUCUGGAACGCUCGAGGCCAUCCGUUACACGCGCGGCUCGCUGGACGUGCUCGACCAGCUACGGCUACCGCACGAGCACCACUACGAUGCCGUUUCGACGAGCUCCGAAGCCUUCGACUGCAUUCGCUCGAUGCGCGUGCGUGGCGCGCCGGCAAUUGCCAUUGUGGCCAGCUUGGCGCUUGCUGUCGAGCUGGGCGCGGCUGCUACCCAGACGAAGAUUGGCGCGUCGGCACAAGAGGCCGUGUCCUACAUUGACAGCCGCCUCGACUACUUGCUGGAGAGCCGGCCGACGGCCGUGGACCUGGCAAACGCCAUCAGCCUCCUGAAGAAAGAAGUGCGCGGCGUGCAGUUGGCGGGACUGGACGACGCGGCGGCCAAGGCGGCGGUCGUUGAUGCGUACGUGGCGGCGGCGGAGGCGAUCCUGCAGCGCGACUUGCAGUCCAACCUCUCGAUUGGCAACCAUGGUGCGGACUGGUUGCUGAAGGAGGGUGGCUCUACGUCUGCAUCUGGCGCGUCGGGCUCGGACAAGAUCUCGGUGCUCACGCACUGCAACACAGGCUCGCUCGCUACGUCCGGCCACGGCACGGCACUCGGCAUCAUCCGGUCGCUGCACGCCCGCGAUGCUCUUCUCCAUGCGUUUUGCACAGAGACACGGCCCUACAAUCAGGGCAGCCGGCUGACCGCGUUUGAGCUCGUGUACGAGAAGAUCCCGUCUACGCUCAUCACGGAUUCGAUGGCAGCCGCCUUGUUUGCGCUCAAGAAGGACUCACACAACAUCCGCGCCGUGAUUGUCGGCUCUGACCGGGUGGUGCGCAACGGCGACACGGCUAACAAGAUCGGCACGUAUCAGUUGGCAGUGCUGGCGCGCCACCACGGCAUCCGCUUUGUCGUGGCAGCGCCGACGACCAGCAUUGACCUGCAGACGCCGACAGGUGCUCAGAUCAAGAUUGAGGAGCGUAAGCGCGAGGAGUUGACGCAGGUGACGGGCCCUGUGGUCGGGCCGGAUGGCAAGGUGGACCUGUCGCAGCCGGCGGUGCGCGUGGCGACGGCAGAUCAGCGCAUCAAUGUGUGGAACCCGGCGUUUGACGUGACACCGCACGCGCUGAUCGAUGUGAUUGUGACGGAGAAGGGCGUCGUUGAGAAGAACACCAGAGGAGAGUUUGAUCUCACGGUGGUGUUCUAG
Molecule: messenger RNA, 1185 nt
Organism: Sporothrix brasiliensis 5110
Lineage: Eukaryota; Fungi; Ascomycota; Sordariomycetes; Ophiostomatales; Ophiostomataceae
Product: methylthioribose-1-phosphate isomerase
Exons: 1
Coding region: 1-1185 (394 amino acids)
Molecular function (GO): S-methyl-5-thioribose-1-phosphate isomerase activity
Source: RefSeq, a predicted model, not a curated record